Molecule: messenger RNA, 738 nt
Organism: Gambusia affinis (western mosquitofish)
Lineage: Eukaryota; Metazoa; Chordata; Actinopteri; Cyprinodontiformes; Poeciliidae
Gene: gins1
Product: GINS complex subunit 1 (Psf1 homolog)
Exons: 7
Coding region: 58-633 (191 amino acids)
Biological process (GO): DNA strand elongation involved in mitotic DNA replication; DNA replication
Cellular component (GO): GINS complex
Source: RefSeq, a predicted model, not a curated record
UCUCCGGGUCAGUCAGUCCCGGUUCUGUUCGGUGUGCUGGCGGUUCCGAGCUCCAGGAUGUUCUGUGAGAAAGCCAUCGAGCUGAUCCGGGAGCUGCACCGGGUGAGCGACGGCCAGCUGCCCGCUUUCAACGAGGACGGAUUGCGGCAGGUUCUGCAGGAGAUGGAGGCUCUGUACGAACAGAACCAGGCUGAUGUGUCUGAGGCCAAGGCCGCCGGCCGCGCUGACCUCAUCCCCUCCAUCAAGCUGCGCCACUGCUGCCUGCUGAGGAACCGACGCUGCGUCGUGGCCUACCUGUACGACCGCCUGCUGAGGAUCCGUGCGCUGCGAUGGGAGUACGGCAGCGUUCUGCCCGCCAACGUCCGCUUCCACAUGUCUGCGGAGGAGGUGCAGUGGUUUGGCCAGUAUAAAAAGUCCCUGGCCUCCUUCAUGCGAUCCAUCGGAGGACAGGAGGGACUGGACGUCACGCAGGACAUGAAGCCUCCAAAGAGCCUCUACAUCCAGGUCAGGUGCCUGAAGGACCACGGUGAGUUCGAGAUCGACGACGGAACCGUGAUCCUGCUGAAGAAGAACAGCCAGGAAGUGGCUUUUGUCCGCAGCACUUCCUGCCACGGUGGAAAUGUGAGCAGCUGAUUCGCCAGGGCGUUCUGGAGCAUGUGAUGUCAUAACCUCCAGGAGACAGAUGGCGUCUCGGCAGCCAUGUUUGCUUUUUUACAAAUAAAGUCGUUUUGUUCCUUC